Molecule: messenger RNA, 2893 nt
Organism: Hipposideros armiger (great roundleaf bat)
Lineage: Eukaryota; Metazoa; Chordata; Mammalia; Chiroptera; Hipposideridae
Gene: TRADD
Product: TNFRSF1A associated via death domain
Exons: 4
Coding region: 632-1384 (250 amino acids)
Biological process (GO): positive regulation of canonical NF-kappaB signal transduction; extrinsic apoptotic signaling pathway
Cellular component (GO): tumor necrosis factor receptor superfamily complex
Molecular function (GO): transmembrane receptor protein tyrosine kinase adaptor activity
Source: RefSeq, a predicted model, not a curated record
GUCCUCGCUGGACAAGGUGGUCCUGUCGGAUGCCUACGCUCACCCCCAGCAGAAGGUGGAGGUGUACAGGGCUCUGCGGACUGCAUUGGCAGACCCCUUCCCAGUACCUACCUUUCAGGUCCCCCUUUCCCAUGUCAGGGCAGGACCAGAGGCAGAAGCCGGUUGGGGGAUCCGGCCGGGGCCCCAGAGCGGCAAGAGCCCCUCUCCUUGCGGGGCAGCCGGAGCCGCGCUUGGAGGCGGAAGAUAUGAGACCUCCUGCCCCUCCCCUGUCCCGCUGGCCGCCUGCCCAGAUGGCUUGGCUGCCCAGGGCAUAUUCUCUAACUGUGCUGCAGUCUCUCCCCAAGUCCCUUUUGCCCACCUUAAUUUGGGGCUCUAGGGAUGGGGCUAGGAGGGCACCAACUCCGCCUAAGUAUGCUCCCUAUGGUAGGUCUUUGCCUUCAUUCUGGGUUGUUGCUGUUUGCCUCCCAAUUUUGUUUCCCGGCUGGGAAACUUUGGGGUAUCCCCGUGCCCCCAGGUCUGGGGAUGGGGAGGGCUCUGACCACGGACCUCACCCCUCCUGCGCCCCGCAUGGGGACCGCCUGGCGCCUGACUGCCCGCCUCGGCAGAAAGCGGGAGCCCAGACGUGCUGCAGAUGCUCAAGAUUCACCGCAGCGACCCGCAGCUGAUCGUGCAGUUGCGUUUCUCCGGGCGCCAGCCCUGCAGCCGCUUCCUCUGCGCCUACCGCGAGGGGGCGCUGCGCACCGUGCUGGAGAGCCGCUUGGCUGCGGCGCUCGCCCUGCGCUCCAUGCCGUUGCAACUGGAGCUGCGCGCCGGCACGGAGCUGCUGGAUGCCUUGCUCACGGAAGAGGAGCGCUGUUUGAGUUUCAUCUUCGCCCAGAAGCCCGACCGGCUCCGGGACGAGGAACUCGUUGAGUUGGAGGAUGCGCUCCGGAAUCUGACGUGCGGCUCCGGGGGCCAGGGUGGCGAUGUGGAGGUCGCUCCAGCCCCCGCGCAGUCCCUGGUGCCCUCUACGUCGGAGGAGAAGCGGCCGCCGCCAUCUGGCCAGACAUUUCUGUUCCAGGGUCAUCCCGUAGUGAAUCGGCCGCUAAGCCUGCAGGACCAACAGACGUUCGCGCGCUCCGUGGGCCUCAAAUGGCGCAAGGUGGGGCGCUCUCUGCAGCGUGGCUGUCGAGCGCUGCGGGACCCGGCUCUCGACUCCCUGGCCUAUGAAUACGAACGAGAGGGGCUGUACGAGCAGGCCUUCCAGCUACUGCGGCGCUUUGUGCAGGCCGAGGGCCGCCGCGCCACGCUGCAGCGCCUGGUGGAGGCGUUGGAAGAGAAUGAGCUCACCAGCCUGGCAGAGGACUUGCUGGGCCUGGAGAAUCCUGAUGGCAGCCUGCCCUAGGCUGGGUACCAGACAAAAGGGCGGUCAGCCAGUUGCCCAGCCAGGAUUUGGAGCACCUGGAUGUAACCCUAGGUCCCCUUCUGCUGCUACUGCUGACCUCCUGUUCACCCACAGGACCCUGAGAGACCACAAUUACAACCCUACUUAGCCGAGCUGCUGGGCAGAGUUGACCGCCUUGAAUGCUGGAGUGCCAUUGAGGAUUCUGCCCCACAUACAUACACACAGGAUGGCCUGCUGCAGACGGGGGCCUCAGUCACCCACCCUAGAAGAGGGGUUUCAGGCCAGCCCUUACCUCUUCACUCAUUGAACAAUCACUCAAUAGGCACCAGCUGUGUCUUAGGCAUCAUCCUGGGUACUGCAAAUACUGUGGUAAACAAGAUAGAGGAAUCCUGCCUGUCCCCAUUUCACACUCAGUGUAGGACUCCGAAUAUUAAGCAACAGUAAUAAAAUAUUACCUGUUUCUUGAUGUGAAAAAUACAAGAAGUUGUGGGAGCACUGGGCAGGGGCCUAACCCAGCUUAGGGGUUAGGCUUCUUGGGAGAGAUAGGAGUAUGAAUAGGGGGAGAGGGGAGGGUUCUGAGAGAAGGAUAAUGUCCUGGGCAUAGCCAGCCUCGGGUGAGGACUAAAACAAGGUAAGCGGAAUGGUAGACGAACAGAAAGUUUGAAUGGCUGGAUCUAGGAGUAGGUAGAUUUGCAGAGAGACCAGUUGGUGAGUGGGAGAGGCAGAUAGUGUGAGGUCUGGUGAGCCAUUUUACAGAGUGGAUUUUAUCCCGAGGCCAGUGAGUAGCCUUUAAAGGGGAGGCUGGUGAGGAUGCAGUGAGAGAGAGGUCAGUGGCCCAGGCUGGGGCAGUGGCAGCAGAGAUGGAGUAAAGGGGUGAACACCAAGAGUAGUUCAGGGAAGGAUAACAGACCUGGUGACACUGGAUGAGGAAUGAGGUAAGAGGACCACUCACUGCCUUUGCCAGUUGGAUGGAGGGUGAAGCUUCUUGCUGAGAUGGGGGCAUGGGGGAGAUGAAGUGCUUGGUCUAUUUGGCAUAAGUUGGGCAUGAUGUUCCUGUAGAACAUCCAGGGAGAGAGUCUGAGGACAGCUGGAUCUAUAGUUUUGAGUUCAGCAGAGAGUCAAGGCUAAACAAUCAUGAAUGGACAGGUGGUAGUAGUGGAUGGGGUGGCUCAGGGAACGGUCCUGAAGGAUACUAACCAGAAAAGGAGUACCCCAAACAGGGAGGAGGAAAACCAGAUUUGGAAGCCAGGGGAAUUCUCACCUGCUGUGAUGGAAGCUGCAGAUCAGUUAAGGCUGAGGAGUGUUGCUGGAGUCAGGGAAAAGGCUACUAGGUGGGGGAUGUUUCUGGGACCUAAUGGGGACAGCCUGAAGCCAGACCACAGGAGGGAUGGGAGGUGAGGCAGUAGAGAAAAUCGUAACAGAAGACUCCUGAGAAGUCUGUGAACAGGAGAAUGAAGCUCAGGAGGGAGGUUUUUUUUUUUUUUUAAAGAUUUUAUUGGGGAAUCGGGG